This is a messenger RNA of Oryzias melastigma (Indian medaka), 2293 nucleotides long. RefSeq lists its product as uncharacterized. NCBI's taxonomy places the organism in Eukaryota, Metazoa, Chordata, Actinopteri, Beloniformes, Adrianichthyidae. The record is from RefSeq and is a predicted model, not a curated record.
AUUUUGUGAAACAUCUGUUGGCAUGGUCAGUGGAUUUCCACAUGACUAUAUGCAUUUAGUGUGCCUAGGUGUAGUACGCCGUCUAUUUGAUCUAUGGAUGGGCGCGUAUGGCAAGUUACACUGUCGUAUUUCAUCCAGGCAAGUGUCCUGCAUAUCUGGCAAACUGAUUGAUCUCAGGGGCUACAUACCCUCAGAAUUUGCUCGAUGACCAAGGGGCCUAGAGGAAAGAUUGAGAUGGAAAGCAACAGAACUUAGGCAGUUCUUACUUUACACUGGUCCUGUUGUUUUAAAGGGAGUUCUGUCUACUGAGAUUUAUCAAAAUUUUAUGCUGCUUUCUGUAGGUAUGUACAUUUUGGCAAGUCCAAUAUAUUGUCAGAUUUUGAAUAACUUUGCCCAAAAAUUGUUUAAAGCAUUUGUUAGCCACUUUGAAAAGCUGUAUGGUCGAGAGUUUUUAGUAUACAACAUACAUGGUUUGACUCAUCUCUCUGAUGAUGUCAGUGUGCAUGGCCACUUAGAUUUAAUAUCUGGGUUUCCCUUUGAAAAUUAUCUAAAGAAAAUCAAAAGAAUGGUUCGGAAGCCUUCUUUUCCACUACAGCAAGUUAUACGGAGAAUUUCAGAGCUUGAUUCAACUGCAAGAGGACAUCUCAGACAAACAUAAACAGUUAAAAAUGCUCCACACAGACGGACCUGUUCCACCAAUUUUUCAAGGACUUGUCUCCCAGUUUAAAGAAAUUGUAAUGGAUGAGUUUGUGAUCAAUUCAUCUGAAAGGGACAGAUGUUUAAAAAUUGACAAGAGGGUACUUUUAGUCCAGAAUAUAAUUGUCUCAGAGGGUGAGGAACACUUGAUCUGUAAAGAGUUCAGAAAAAUUACACAAUUUUUUGACUAUCCCAUCAACUCUACAGAUUUAGGAAUCUGUUUUGUGUCAGAUCUGUCACCUAAUCUUACAUGCUUGAAGUUGGAUCCAAAAAUUCAAAAAUGUGUCCAUCUACCUUUUGAAGUUGGUUUUGUUAUUGUUCCACUUCUUCAUCCAGACCCAUCGUAAACUUUGUGCAUAGUGGCUAUUUAGAGGACUUUUUGAAAUUUUCAUCUUUUUUAGUGUUUGAUUUAGUCAAAUUGUUCUUUCUUUUGAGCAGCGGAGCUUGACAUUUAGACUGCAGUAACAUUUUUCAUCUUUUGAGGGUAGGUGUAAACACAGCUAGAACUGUGUUUUUCUUUAUUAGUGUUUCUACAUGCUUUUAAAGUAAAUGCAAACUAAGCAUGUAUGAUUGACAACAUUGAGUUUAACUCAAAUUCCUAAUUUUCUCAUUAAAACUCUCGGUGUGUCUCUUUUUUAGGAAAUGUAUUACAUAGUUGAAUUCAUUGAAUCUCGAGAGGUUGAGGUUGUUCCAGCUCUCUGGGUGAACAAUGACGUCUGCCAAUGGCCAGAUCAUCAUCGAUCCACUGAAUUAAAAAAAUCCAUUAAAAACAAGGAACAGCCUGGACCUUCAUGGGAUGCUUUUAGUGUCCGGAUUUUAUACACAGCUGAAAACUAUCAGACGGCUCGCCUGAAACUUCCUCAAGCGGAAAAUCACACUGACCUUCAAACAGCUGAAGAAGACGAGGAUGACAUCCCCAAAAGGAAGCGGAAGAGGCUGUCAAAUAUUCGAUUUGAGAGUGACAGUGACAGUGAUAACGACGCAUUUCACAAAAAGACAAACUCCGUCUUUAAUAACCUACCUCCACCACCAAAGAUAAAUGGACCAGGCUUUGAAGUCCAAGCUGCAGUUAACAACCAGGCUUUGACCCGCAAACCCCAUAACCACAGAAGGCCCACUUCACUAGGGUACACGUCAACUCCUGUAUCUCGACAGUCCAGCACAACCCCAAAUGUGAGCAGUCCCAUUGCACGAGGGAGCAUGUCAAGCCCUGAACCUCGACAUCUUGAACAUAAUCGAUUGUCAUCUGCAAAUGAGUUUAUCACUGCUUUAAGUGUCAUUGGAGGAGUGGACAUAAAGGACAGCGUUUGGAGAAUAAUGAAGCGAUGUCUCACCAAUGCCCUUGCCAAGCAGCUGAACUGGAGAGGAGUCAAUGGAAAGACUGCGUUUCAACGACUGGGGCUGAAAGACGUAAUUUCUCGAACUGUCAGAAACAACAUCCUAACCAAGGCAGCCACUGAUCAGGAAAUUGAUACGUUUAUCAAAAGAUGGCUCCAUUUGGCUGGGGACAGAGAUGGAGGCAGACGAAAAAGAGAAGAAAGACGACAGGCUGUCCAAAACUCCUCUCUGGAAGACACUCACGGUUGUGGUGGGCCCA